This is a messenger RNA of Danio rerio (zebrafish), 711 nucleotides long. RefSeq names its product endosulfine alpha b (gene ensab). Gene Ontology annotation, cellular component: cytoplasm. Lineage: Eukaryota; Metazoa; Chordata; Actinopteri; Cypriniformes; Danionidae. The record is from RefSeq and is marked provisional.
AGACUUACAUAUCUUCUUUGAAGUGCAUCAAAACAUCCCUGCAACCUAAAGAGAAGAUUCCCAUUGGCUUUCCCGGAGUGUGACCGUCCUCCAAAAUGACGUCACUGCAGCGAACGCCAUUUUGAUACUGAACACCGUGGGUGGAUCAGAUCGGGCACGAAUAGACUGUAAAAUUUACACACUAACACGUUGAUUAACUGGUCAGCAGACGCCGAACAGCCAUGUCAUCAGACAACCAGGACACGGAGACGCAUCCGGAGCAGGUGGACGAGACUCAGGAAUCCCAGGACACAAACUCAAACCCAGUGCGGACAGAAGAGGCCAAAUUGAAAGCGAAGUAUCCCAACUUGGGUCAAAAGCCAGGUGGAUCUGAUUUCCUGAUGAAGCGCCUGCAGAAAGGGCAAAAGUAUUUUGACUCAGGAGAUUACAAUAUGGCCAAGGCAAAGAUGAAGAACAAACAGUUGCCUGCUGCGGCCGGUCCAGACAAGAAUAUCGUCACCGGUGAUCACAUUCCUACCCCACAGGACCUUCCCCAGAGAAAGUCCUCACUGGUUACAAGUAAACUAGCAGGCUAACGUAACUCACAGGUUUUGAAGAAACCCUCUUACCAAACUUCCAAAACCUUCCCAGACCCUCCAGACCAGCUUCACCAGGACUGGUUACCGUUAUUUUUGAGUUCUUUUUUUCAUUUGCGUGUAUAGUUUCGCUAUC